This is a messenger RNA of Anarrhichthys ocellatus (wolf-eel), 5537 nucleotides long. It is a transcript of the gene gtf3c2, whose product is annotated as general transcription factor IIIC, polypeptide 2, beta. Lineage: Eukaryota; Metazoa; Chordata; Actinopteri; Perciformes; Anarhichadidae. Gene Ontology annotation, biological process: transcription by RNA polymerase III. The record is from RefSeq and is a predicted model, not a curated record. Bases 473 to 3310 code for a protein of 945 amino acids. Gene Ontology annotation, molecular function: protein binding. The transcript has 20 exons. Gene Ontology annotation, cellular component: transcription factor TFIIIC complex.
CUCCUAGACAGAAUAUCUCACAGAAUAACCAAAUGUAAUCCUAAUAUUUGGUUAUUCUGAGGGUUGAACUCGCGACUGCUACAGCAGUACGCCGGUGUAGUUCCGUGUUCCGCCGCUAGGGGGCGGUGUGAGUCACCAUGCCGGUACAGUAACAUGGCGGUCUAAAUGCGAGCAGAAAGCGACUUUCAGCCAAACCGGAAUCAGUGGACACGGCGCGUGUGGUGUUCAUAUUCUAGUCACACGUUAACAGCUGGACCCACACGUCCGGUAACGUCUCCGCGGUUUCGUCGACCUUCCGCCGAGGUUGGGAUUCGAUCCCGAGGAGCCAAACGCAGGCGUCUCGGCUCAGGGUUACGACGCGUUUCAGCCUUCGCCACCGAGGAGUUGAGCCUCUACUGCACGCAGGUGAGGAGACACCUGCUCCAUGCAGGAGGAGGCUUCUGACUGAACCAGCACCAGAACCACCGGGCCGAUGGAUCCCAUUGACUCUGGACAAGGGCAAGACAAGCCGUCAGGUUUAACACCCAGCUCCAGAGGACGACAACGGAGGAAAAAUACAAAAUAUUGUGAUUAUGAAACUGAUGAUCCGUCUGAUGUGCAAAGUGCCCAAGAAAAACCACAAAGAACGAGGUCGGGAGGAGGCAGAGGAGCGGCUUCUAAGAGAACUCCGGCAAAGAGUGGCAAAGCUGAGAACGCCGGACAACAGACCGAAGACGUGGAACCAGAAGCUACCAACGGAACGCCCCGGGAGUCUGAUGGGGAACCCUCGGAGGACACUCCUAAAAAGGCGACGAGAGCCAAGAGGACCCCGGCGAAAAGAACUCCCGCCAAGAAAACUCCCAACACCGAUGGGGAGGGUGGGGUUGUAGACGCUGUGCAGCUGGAAAAUGGGACGCCAAAGCCAAAGAGAAAGUAUGUGAGGAAGCAGCCUACGAUGGAACCGGUUGCAGAACCCCCGUGUGAGGCAGCUCAAGAAGAUCCUCCGAUAGAAGCCGAGGAGGAGACCACACCGAGUGGGCGCCACAGGAGAGGUGCUGCUAAAGCGGCAUUGAAGUACCUCCACAUUUUGGCAAAAGAAGUGCUCAACCAUCCCAGUGAUGAGUCCCAGCCAGAGUGCGACAGUGAAAUCACCCGCAGACACUCGGUGACGGAGCGGAGGAGUCUCAAAGGAAGCAAAGGACGUAAAGGCCAAAAGAGGAAACGUUGUGACAGCGAUGCUGCCGAAGAUGAGGACUUCGUUCCAGGUGUUGAAGAAGAGGAUGUUGAGGAGAUGGAAGAUGAAGGGGAGGCAGAGAACUCAGACUCUGACUCGGGGACCGAUGGAAGAAGUGCAGCCACUUUUCAUGUCCACAAGAGUACAGGCCCGAAUCCCAAAACCCCCAACGGGCUCACAACCAACAUCAUGAAAACGGUUUGGGACGCCACGAAGACGACCAAGAAGUUCCGGGAGGAGCACUACAGCAGCUGGGUGUUCCCAGAGUGGGUCCCCUCCACCAGUGUCUGGAACCUCGUUCCACCGAGCGAUGUGGAGAAGUACCUUCCUCAGGAGCUUCAGUCGGCUGCUUUCAGAGUGUCCCGAGAAGGCCUCGGUAAGGAGGAGACGCCUCUGCAGAGACUCAGCAGGUUCACGGCGGUGCCCGCUCACCCGGAUCGCUGGGACAUGUUGCUGUAUGCGGGUGGACCGGUCUGGGCUAUGGAGUGGUGUCCCACACCCGAUGGUGCUCCGGCAUCCCAGUACGUCGCUCUGGCCUGCCAUCGAGGGAUGGACAACCAGCACUGCGUCAACAAGACGCACGGCGGAGCCGGACUCGUUCAGCUGUGGGACCUGGGCACGCUGGAGUACGACAGCAGACCAGACUCUCAGCCAGCCUUGGCCUACGGCUUGGCCCAGGACGAAGGCUUCACCUGGGCUCUGAAGUGGUGUCCUGCAGGAGGCUGGGAGCUCCCCAGCUGUGGCAGAAAGGCUCCGUUCCUGCCCAGACUGGGUCUUCUGGCGGUCGCCACCUCCACCGGUGUGGUCACCAUUUACAGCCUGCCCCACCCGGACGCUCUGCACUCCAGCAAGAAGGAAACUGGAAAAGACAGUAAACAGCUGCCGAUUUACCAGGCAGAAGGUGUGUUGACGCUGAAGCUGGGCUCCUUCAAAGCCCCUCGCCAUGAGAAGAGUGGACAAGUGCUGUCCAUGGAUUGGCUGCCUGAGAAACCUCACAAUAUAAUGGCUGUUGGAUUCUAUGACGGUGUCGUAGGUCUGUGGGAUCUGUCCACAAAGUCGCCGCUGUUGCGGUUGCGAGAGUCUGAGUCCCUCAGCCUGCUGCCCUACCGAUGCCUCCUGGCUCACGACAACGCCGUCCGGGCCCUGGCCUUCUGCCCCGCCUCCAGAUUCUUGUUGGUGACCGCAGGAGAAGACCGCUACGUGAAGACGUGGGAUCUGAGGAGGCUCUACCAUCCAAUCACAGUCCAGAAACGCUACCUGACCAAUGAGGUCUACUGGCCCCUGAAUGCACCCGGAGUCCUGUUGGCCCAGGAGAACGCCUACGCAGCGUACGGUUCACAGGGAGUGCAUUACUUUGACCAUCAGUUGCGCGCCAUCUUCGCAAUUCCUCGGACCGCCACUCUGUGGUCCAUAUCGUACACCGAGUGGUUGAACAGUGUGGUGACAGCGGACAGCCUCGGGGAGGUGAUCCUCUCCCUCUUACCUCAGAUCGGCAUCAUCCCUCAAUACAUCAAACGCACGUUAGAGAGACGCUUUCCCGUCUACCUCACGUCUCUGGUGCCUCAUGAGACAACCAAAGACGACAAUCAAGAGAUGGGAGGAGUCGAGGAAGAGGAGGAGGAGGAGGGGGGAGAUGCCGUCGAAGAGCAGGACGGAGGAGAGACCGAAGGACCGGAUGCUGGAUCCGCAGGAGGGAGCGAGAACAGAAGAGAUGGAGGAAGAGGGAGAAAGGAUGAAUGUCCUCCUCUGAAGAGCCAGACUUACAAAGAGGCCGUGAAGAGAAACUGGCUCCAGCACACAGACAGCGACAUGCGGACCUUCGCACGAAGCGAGAAGCGACCUGUGUGGAAACGCAUGAAAGACACGGAGCUGAAGACGAAGCUGAACAUGGAUGAGAUGCCCUUAGGUGCACUACACAAGGUGCGUUUCAACCCAAACAUGAGCUGCCAUACCUGGUUGGUGUCCGGGGGCCAGUCGGGGCUGGUCAAGAUAAACUGUGUGAGGGCUAUGAACAGCUCCCAGGCCAAGAAGAUCAUCAGUGAGAACCACGACCAGUUCAAUGCAUUGUACUCUCCUAAAGACCAGGAGGAGCUAUAGCAAGAGUCCAGCUUCACUCCAGAACCAGAAGGUGGAUCACAAACACACAAGCCUGCAAAAGAGUAUUUUUAAGAAUAAGUAAAAGAAUGUUCCCUCAGCACGUACAGUAUACAUCCGCUGUUUUUCAACUGGGCCUAAUCUCGUUUCAAGUGUCCUAAAGACCAGCGACAUGCUUAUAAUUCUGCCUGAAAGUGUUCCAGGUCGAUGGAGAGCCUCGGGGAAGAGUUUCCACCUCCACAAACCAUUUCACUUCCCCACCAAAUGUCUCUCAGAUGCACCUUUAUUUCCGCUCCAAACUUUUUAUCGAAAGCGACGGUUUAUUUGCUUCCAAGAAGUUUGAGCAGCUGGCGGUUUAAGUGCCUUGCUAAACGUUCUCCACCUGAUGCACAUUGAGUCCAUGUCGGGUUUUCGGUUGCUCCAGUUUCUCUCGUUGGGCGUGCAAGUUGCAAACGUGGCAGUGAAUCCAUUUUUGACAGCAGUCCAAGGUAACAGAAAUGUAAAUUAUCAGCUGGAAUCACUCUCAGGAAAAAUAAUAAAUACCUGCAGUGUUUUUAAAUUGAUAUCAACAACAACAACGUCUUCGUUCUGCUGACAUCUAGUGGUUAAAGUUGUCGACUGUGAUGUAGAAGUGUACUUCAGGGUGUGUCAGUGCGCCGUGACAUCACCGGGGGGGUGUGGUCAACGGUGCAACAGACUUAUUUAUUGAAAAGAAAAGGUGAUUUUCCAACAACAUGCGUCCUGUUUUUUUCCCACUUCUCUCAGGGUAAUGCAAAGCAGACACGGCUGAUAAUUCUUCUCUACGUCAAACUUCAAACUAAAGUGUUUCUGUUCACAAAACGGAAGGACUGAGUACCAAAAUGCAAGAAUCUCGGUAAACAUUUUCAUGUUUUUUUUUUUUGUUUUGUUGUUUUUUUUUUAAAAUCGGUAAAACAUUCCACCGCGGCUUUUUUUUUAAAUUUGUGUCUUCGUAUCUGUCGGUCUUACUAGUAAGAGCGCGCAGCGACGAGGACAGCAGCAUCGUAGUUCAGCUCGGUCGGUCGACUGUACAACGAUCUUUGUGUUUGCUCAUUUAUUUUACCGUUAAAGAUACACUUUCCCGAUUUUGUCCCCAAAGUCUCCUCCCACUUUACUGUUGAUGUUUUAAACUGUGAACUGUGCUGCGUUUAAAAAAACAUCAACAGCAAUGAAACAAUGCAUCUUAUAAAGGAAUAGUUCAUCCAAAACAAUACUAAUUGUAUAAAGUUCUCACCAUCACAGGCUCUCUACGGUCUAUUGAACGUUUAGGAGAGCACUUUAUAAAAUAUCUGGAAAGGUUUCAGAAAGGUCCUGUGCAGCAUCGCCCAAGUGUCUUGUGUCCAUUGUAUCCUAAUUUCACUCAACCUUUGCUGAAUAAAGACAUUUUCUGGACUAACCUCUCAUGAAGGAAUUUGUCGUGCAAUAGUUCAGCAAAACCUGUUGUGUGUAGAUUUCCACGAGCGUAUGAAUGGAUUAAGAAGCUCUUGGAUGAUACUGGACAGGAACCUUCUGUCCUUUGGGCGUUUUAUAACCUUUUUAUUUGAUUUGUCUUUCGUUGGACGUCCGUUGAAAUCUGUUUGCACAGAUUCUCUCAGAAAACUUUCUCUGGGACCAGAAGCGCGACUUACAAUUUAUAUUGUUUUUGCGUGAACGCUUCCUUUAAGCCCAUCUUUGCUGCUGUGUUUUUGUAAUUGGUCAUUUCUGUCUUUUAUCAUUUUAAGAACAACUCAGGCUUUUAACUGGGAGGAAAUACUUGACUUUUUUUUUUAGUGUAUCUGUGCUGGAUGUAAUGUUUAUAAACGACAAAUUUAUGUAUUUUUCUUCGUGGUUCUUUUCUCUAGUUGCUGAGUUAUUCCUGCUGCUGUUAUUCUGGUGUUUCAAAGGUUUUGAUUUAUUAUUUAAUUAGAGCAGCUGCUGUAUGGUGACAUGUUAUUGUAUCCAGAAGCAGCUGUUUGUUGUUUAGAAGUUGUCUGAAACACAUCCUCUGAGUUUAAUUAGAGGUUUGAAAACGUUUUAUUUACAAAUCUCAGACAGUUUCAGAAUGUUGUUCAAUAAACGUCACGAUAAUGUCGUCCGUUAUGAUAACCGCUCAUGAAUGACGACAUUAUCAUUAACUUCAUAAAAGCAUCAAAAUGUACAGCGUCUUCUCUUCUGUUGCCAUUUUUAAAAUGUUACAGAUAAUAAAAGUGUUUUUGCAAUAAAACGAAUGUUU